Triticum turgidum subsp. durum (durum wheat) is the source of this 291-nucleotide messenger RNA. The record is from the annotation of a GenBank genome assembly. NCBI's taxonomy places the organism in Eukaryota, Viridiplantae, Streptophyta, Magnoliopsida, Poales, Poaceae.
AUGGGAGCAGGUAUUGAUAAACAUAUUAACGAAGGUGGUGGUCCAUAUGUAUUUAAAAUUCAUGGUCAGGUUAACUAUACUGAAGAGAACCUGCUCGACUACAUUGAUCCAAACAAUGAUACACUCAUGGUCAGACUUGCAGACGACCAUCUGCUCGCCGAAUGUCGCAUCAUGCUAGGAACUGACAAGAGGGCCACUACAACCACCAACAUUCGUGAAGGAGACAUCUGUGCAUUUCGUUUCAGGAUCACUUCAAAGGGCCGCCUGGUUCUCACCGUGCACCGCCUCUAG